Molecule: messenger RNA, 1837 nt
Organism: Conger conger (European conger)
Lineage: Eukaryota; Metazoa; Chordata; Actinopteri; Anguilliformes; Congridae
Product: interleukin-20 receptor subunit alpha-like
Exons: 7
Coding region: 242-1837 (531 amino acids)
Molecular function (GO): protein binding
Source: RefSeq, a predicted model, not a curated record
AAAACGCGAGGUGCGUGCAGGUGUGUGACACAGAUCCGUGCCGCGCGUCUCUGAUGAAACGUCCUCUCUGCUCCCCGUGGACUCCACUCUCCUGGAAACUCUUCCAGAAGUUUCUUUUGGAAUAUCAGAACCGCGCGUUUCUUCAGCGUUCCCUUACACCUAUGUGUGCGGGGAGCCCCGAGGCUUUCUGGGAUAGCAGAGCUGCGAGAAUUUGGAGGAUUUAUCGUUGCCCCUGACAACGAUGUGGCGGUGGUCAGUAAUUGCCCUGGCUCUGUUUAGCAUUGCCGAUCAGGGGUCCGCAAAUAAGCCAGUGUACUUCCAGUCCAGGGACUUUAAUCACACACUGCUGUGGAGAGCAGUGCGCAACAGCACGGAGCAGCCAGCGCUCUACAGCGUCCAGCACAAAAUUUAUGGGGAAGACGACUGGACGGACAAGAAGGAGUGUCAGAAUAUCACGACCCGGUCAUGUGACCUAACGACUGAGAUGAGUGACAUACGGAAUUACUACUACGCCAGAGUCACAACCAACGGUGACGUGCUGGACCAAUCGCCCCGCUUUCAGCCGCUGAGAGACACGGUCCUGAGUCCUCCCGUGGUGAGGGUAUUCCCCGGAGUGCGGUUGCUGAAGUUGGUAGUGAGCCUCCCCACCAUGCCAGAUCUGGUGUUUCCAGAACCUGUCAGUUACCAGGCCAACCUGACCUACCAUAACAGCACACAUAAGAUAAGUGUCAUAGAGAUGACAACGUCUUCAUCCGUGAUCCAGUUUGAGCGUCUGCAGAACGACACGGAGUACGAGGUGUCUGUGCGCUACGUUUUUCCAGUGAGGAAGCAGAGUGAAGUCUCUCAGCAAGCAGUGAAAACCCUCGCCAUUUCAGAACGCAAGGACCUGUACGCCAUCCCCGCCGCGCUAGCCCUCGCCAUCAUGCUGCUGGCCUUCCUGGUGUUCUGUCAGAUGUUCGUGAGCAGGAAGCCCCCUCUGCCCGUCUCGCUGGACCUGGAGGCGAAAUUCCCGGCAAGCAGCAACGUCAUUGCAGUGAUACACAUUCCCGAGGAGGAGAUCUCCGCCGCGGAGCCGUACACGCGUGUGAUAGACGUGUGCCCGGACGGGAAACCGCGGCCCGCGCCAAAGCCCCGCGGGGAUGACUCCUACGCCCCCCAGGACUGCGACCCCGACGACCAGUCCGGCCACUGCCAUUCCUACGCCAGCCAGCAGGGGGCGCGAGACGGCCGGUCUGCCAGCAUGCAGUCCUCCACCAUCUACAGCCAGGUGUUCGUCACGGCCCCGGGCAAGGGCGGGGCGGGAACCCCGAAAGCGGACGACCCCGCGCCUCCGGGCGCCGGCCUGCGUCCGGGGGAGGAGCCAGCCCGAGUCGAGGGGAGGUGCCGGCCCCACGCCCGGAACCUCGACCCGACUGCGGACGAGGGGGCCAGGACGCUCGUGGUGCCGGCCUCCAGGGGGGUCGGCGGCGCCCUGCAGCUCCUCUUCUCCUUCCAGCAGGAGAAGCAGGAGGAGGAGGAGGAGGAGGAGGAGGAGGGCCCGGGGGAGGCCGCCGGGGCGGACGCGUCCUCAGGUACCAGCUACCUGCCCAACGGGCCUCCGCCCACGGCCUACGCCAGCCAGCAGGCCUGGACGCCCGAGCCCCACCCGGGCUGGACCGUUCCCUCGGACGGACUCGGCCCCUCCGGGUAUAGGGGGAACGCACAGGAAGCGGAGGCCCUCCUGCCCCCCUCUCCGCAGGACGCGGACCCCACUACUAUGGGCGCGGGGGCUGGGGCGGUCCGGGGGUACCUCUCACAGGUGUUCUCAGAGGCCUGGGGGCUAUGGAUCCAGGAAUGA